Molecule: messenger RNA, 9227 nt
Organism: Antechinus flavipes (yellow-footed antechinus)
Lineage: Eukaryota; Metazoa; Chordata; Mammalia; Dasyuromorphia; Dasyuridae
Gene: ATP11B
Product: ATPase phospholipid transporting 11B (putative)
Exons: 31
Coding region: 178-3672 (1164 amino acids)
Biological process (GO): phospholipid translocation
Cellular component (GO): endoplasmic reticulum; plasma membrane; trans-Golgi network
Molecular function (GO): ATP hydrolysis activity; ATP binding; ATPase-coupled intramembrane lipid carrier activity
Source: RefSeq, a predicted model, not a curated record
AGCUCGGCCCUGCGGCUGAGGCGGCAGCAGCGGCGUCGGCGGCCGCCGCCUCGUCCUCGUCCUCGGCUCGGUCCUUGUCGGGGGCCUGGGCCCGUGGCCCCUCCUCGGCCUCGCCUGGGCCGCCGUCGCCACGUCCCCUCCAUCCCCCCGCGGACCCGAGGCGGGCACGGCCGCGGCAUGUGGCGCUGGGUCCGGCAGCAGCUGGGCCUUAGAAAAAGCCAGAAAAGUUUCCUUUAUCCGUCCAUCUCCUCACCAAGUUAUCAGGGUUUUGACCCACCACAUCAAAGUGACACAAGAACAAUUUACAUAGCAAAUAGAUUUCCUCAGAAUGGCCUUUAUACUCCUCAGAAAUUUAUAGAUAACCGAAUCAUAUCAUCUAAGUAUACAGUGUGGAAUUUUGUUCCAAAAAAUUUAUUUGAACAAUUCAGAAGAGUAGCAAACUUUUACUUUCUUAUUAUCUUUUUGGUCCAGCUUAUGAUUGAUACUCCCACAAGUCCUGUUACUAGUGGACUUCCAUUAUUCUUUGUGAUAACCGUAACAGCCAUAAAGCAGGGAUAUGAAGACUGGUUACGACACAAAUCGGAUAAUGAAGUCAAUGGAGCACCUGUUUAUGUUGUUCGUAGUGGUGGCCUUGUGAAAACUAGAUCAAAAAACAUCCGGGUAGGGGAUAUUGUCAGAAUUGCCAAAGAUGAGAUUUUUCCUGCUGAUUUGGUGCUUCUGUCUUCCGACAGAGUAGAUGGUUCAUGCCAUGUUACAACAGCUAGUCUAGAUGGAGAAACUAAUCUCAAGACACAUGUGGCAGUUCCAGAAACAGCAGUAUUGCAAACUGUUGCCAAGUUGGACACACUCAUAGCUGUGAUAGAAUGUCAGCAACCAGAAGCCGACUUAUACAGAUUCAUUGGAAGAAUGAUACUGAAUCAACAAAUGGAAGAAAUUGUAAGACCUCUUGGGCCAGAAAGUCUCUUGCUUCGUGGAGCCAGAUUAAAGAACACAAAAGAAAUUUUUGGUGUUGCAAUAUAUACAGGAAUGGAAACUAAGAUGGCAUUAAAUUAUAAGAGCAAGUCACAGAAGCGAUCAGCAGUAGAGAAGUCAAUGAAUACCUUUUUGAUAAUAUAUCUCAUAAUCCUUAUUUCUGAAGCCAUCAUCAGUACAAUAUUGAAAUAUACAUGGCAAGCAGAAGAAAAAUGGGAUGAACCUUGGUAUAAUCAGAAAACAGAGCAUCAGCGAAAUAGCAGUAAGAUUCUGAGGUUUAUUUCUGACUUCCUUGCUUUCUUGGUGCUCUACAAUUUUAUCAUUCCAAUUUCGCUCUAUGUGACAGUCGAGAUGCAAAAAUUCCUUGGCUCAUUUUUUAUUGGCUGGGAUCUUGAUCUUUAUCAUGAAGAAACAGAUCAGAAAGCACAAGUCAAUACUUCAGAUCUAAAUGAAGAGCUGGGACAGGUGGAAUAUGUGUUUACAGAUAAAACUGGAACUCUAACUGAAAAUGAGAUGCAGUUUCGAGAGUGUUCGAUUAAUGGCAUAAAAUAUCAAGAAAUAAAUGGCAGACUGGUACCAGAGGGACCCACACCAGAAUCCUCAGAAGGUUUAGCAUACUUUAGAAGCUUAGCCCAUCUCAGCACCUCAGCCCAUCUUGCAAUUGGUUCUGAAACUGAAACUGAACUAAUCAAAGAACAAGAUCUCUUCUUUAAAGCAGUUGGUCUCUGUCAUACGGUGCAGAUUAGUAGUGGUCAAUCUGAAGGUCUUGGGGAUGGCCCCUGGCACCCCAAUGCAAUAUCCUCACAGUUGGAGUACUAUGCUUCUUCCCCAGAUGAAAAGGCCUUAGUUGAGGCUGCUGCGAGAAUUGGUGUCGUAUUUAUGGGCAGCACUGAAGAAACUAUGGAAAUUAAAACCCUUGGAAAAGUUGAAAGGUACAAAUUGCUUCAUGUUCUGGAAUUUGAUUCAGAUCGUAGACGCAUGAGUGUGAUUGUACAAUCUCCUUCAGGUGAGAGACUCUUGUUUUCUAAAGGAGCGGAGUCUUCAAUUCUUCCAAACUGUAUUGGUGGUGAAAUAGAGAAAACAAGAAUUCAUGUAGAUGAAUUUGCUUUGAAAGGGCUAAGGACUCUAUGUGUAGCGUACCGACAGUUCACGCCUGAAGAAUUUGAGGAAGUGGACAGACGGCUUUUUGAAGCCAGGACGGCCUUGCAGCAGCGGGAAGAGAAGCUGACAGAGGCCUUUCACUGGAUAGAGAGAGAGCUGCUGUUACUCGGGGCAACAGGCGUGGAGGACAGGCUUCAAGAUAAAGUGAGAGAGACCAUUGAAGCCUUACGUAUGGCGGGCAUCAAAAUCUGGGUGCUUACUGGAGAUAAGCACGAGACCGCCAUCAGCGUGAGUCUAUCGUGUGGACAUUUUCAUAGAACCAUGAACAUCCUUGAACUGGUCAACCAAAAAUCAGACAGUGAAUGUGCGGAGCAGCUGCGGCGACUGGCCAGAAGAAUCACUGAAGACCAUGUGAUCCAGCAUGGACUGGUGGUAGAUGGGAGCAGCCUUUCUCUGGCCCUGAGGGAGCACGAGAAGAUCUUCAUGGACGUGUGUAAAAGCUGCUGCGCCGUGCUCUGCUGCCGCAUGGCCCCGCUCCAGAAGGCAAAGGUAAUAAGACUGAUAAAAAUCUCUCCAGAAAAACCUAUAACGUUGGCUGUUGGUGAUGGUGCUAAUGAUGUAAGCAUGAUACAAGAAGCGCAUGUUGGCAUAGGAAUUAUGGGAAAAGAAGGAAGACAGGCUGCACGAAACAGUGAUUAUGCAAUUGCAAGAUUUAAAUUCCUCUCGAAAUUGCUUUUUGUCCAUGGCCAUUUUUAUUAUAUUAGAAUAGCAACCCUUGUACAAUACUUUUUUUAUAAGAAUGUGUGUUUUAUCACACCCCAGUUUUUAUAUCAGUUCUAUUGUUUGUUUUCACAACAAACACUGUAUGACAGCGUGUACCUGACUUUAUACAAUAUCUGUUUCACUUCCUUACCUAUUCUGAUAUAUAGUCUUUUGGAACAGCACGUACAUCCUCAUGUCUUACAGAACAAACCUACUCUAUAUCGGGACAUAAGUAAAAAUAGUCACUUGAGCAUUAAAAAAUUUCUUUAUUGGACAGUCCUCGGUUUCAGCCAUGCCUUCAUUUUCUUUUUUGGAUGUUAUUUUCUUAUAUGGAAAGAUGUAUCUCUACUUGGAAAUGGCCAGAUGUUUGGAAAUUGGACAUUUGGAACAUUAGUCUUCACAGUAAUGGUAAUUACAGUCACAGUAAAGAUGGCAUUGGAGACUCAUUUCUGGACUUGGAUAAAUCAUGUUGUUACCUGGGGGUCCAUUGUAUUUUACUUUGCAUUCUCUUUGUUUUAUGGAGGAAUUUUCUGGCCAUUUCUGGAUAUAUACUUUGUAUUCAUUCAACUUCUAUCAAGUGGUUCUGCCUGGUUUGCCAUAAUCCUUAUAGUGGUUACUUGCCUAUUUCUUGAUGUUGUGAAAAAAGUGUUUGAUCGACAGCUACAUCCCACAAGUACUGAGAAGGCCCAGCUUACUGAAACAAAUCCCGGGGUCAAGUGCUUGGACUCCAUAUGCUGUUUCUCAGAGGGGCAAGCAGCGUGUGCAUCUUUUGGACGGAUGCUGGACCGAGUGAUGGGGAGCUGUAGCCCGGCCCAGGUUAACAGGAUAAGUGAUUGAUACAGCUUCAGGAGAAAUGUUGGCUUUGGUUGUGAACAGUCUCCUAAGGAAAGGUGGUCUCAUCGCCCUGACUUUGCCCUAAGGCACUUAGACUCUUAUUGCAGGUUCUUCCCUUCCCACCUCCCCACCCCCCAGUGGAGCAUCUUGUUCUACAUUUAUUGGAUGAUUAAAAUAUUUGAUAGAAUACUUAAUCACUGAUUUUGUCCAGUUUCUCAGGUUACUUGUAAAUUAACUUCUGCCAUAGUCCCCUUUCCUUAUCCUUCCCUAUCUAUACUGGAGCCAAAAUUUGCUGAAUAAUGUUAAAACCUUAAGAGAUCUGUUGAGACUGGAUUUUGCUGAGUAGGUCAAGGAAAACAAUAUGCAAACUUUUCUGGUGCUAAUCAAAGGGCUAUGUGGAGAUUGCCAUUGAUCAGUUUACAGGAUACUUAAAUCUUCAGUUUAAUCAAACUGCUGAAUUUGAACAAUUAGAGUAAAUCAGUGACAGCUAAAAUACAGGCUUGGCUUUUCUAUCUCAUUCCAGAUUGAUUCCUCUGUUCAGUAUUUUUACUUCUUGUAGAACUCAGCAAUCAAAAGGUGGUGGUUGUGGGGAAGGGGAGAGAUGUUUGUUUUAUGAGUGUAAUGUAUUCAGUGGAACAGGAAAGCGUGCCGAAUAGGGAGGUACUUUAAUUUUCCAAAUCCAUCAUGGAUCAGACUGAAGUUUCAUCACCACUAUUCUCUUGGCACUUGGCUCAAUAUCUGGUCAUCCAGGGAACAUCUCCUCGGGCCGUGUUUGGUCCCAUGGAGAUGGCGGGGUUCCUUCCACUAGGACAGAUACGGAAUGCCACGACAAUGGACUGAUCAGACUGUGUCGGUGUUUGUCUUCGUAUCGUCUCAGAGAAUGUGUCCUGUUUGUCUGUUUUUCAGGCUUUUGUAAAGGAUAAAUGUAAACAAGACAAAUGAUAAAAUAUUUUGAUCUUCACCUGUAGUGAAGGCUAAAUGCUAUUCUACAUACAGGAAGAAAUAGCUUUCAUUUCCAUGGGCAUCCUCAUCCUGGAGGAGACUUCAGAGCCCUUUAUCCUGAGCCUGGGAAAUUUUCUGCCCAAUUUUGUGUCAGUCUGUCCCAAAGAACGGGAUGUGUCUCAGAGGCAGGACUGGAACCCAGGUCUUCUGAUUCCAAGCUUGGCCCUCCAUCUAUCAUGUCACUUUGCCUCCAUUGCCUUAGAUGUUUUAAAAGGAAAAAAGAAGUUGGUGGCCUAGAUGUUUUUAGCAAAUAGUUUAAAUUGUGUAUCUGCUAAUUAACCACAUAUACUCCAUCUUCCAACCUAGGGCCAGAUCCUAUUGAUGAAAAGGAAGCAAAUAGCUGUUUUUUAAAAUUGUAUGAACUUCAGUGUGCUCAAGGAUCCCAUCUGAGUCGCCCUUUGUCCGAGGAGGAGGACCACCUUGCCCCCUCUGGUUUGUUCCAGCUGGGGUCCCUUCUCUGAUCUCCUUCCUGAUCCCAUGUCCAGCCUGCCCCCAAAGGGCAGAACAAAAACUGAGAAUGAACGAGCCAAAAUUCAAUUUGCUAGCAACGUAAACUUAGGCUUUAAUUUUUCAAUCUCUCUCUCUCAAAACUAAGGUUCCCCAGAGUCAGCCAAACUUGUCUCUUAUUGUUACUGUAGAUCAUGGAGCCCAUCGGACCCCUUCUGUACCAACGACAGGAGCAUCCUGACCCUCUCCACAAUGGAUUCAUCUGCUUGUUAAAGGAACAGUAGCACUUGUGGGCAGCCUUUUCAGUCUUUUCCCGAAAGUUCAGUGGGAUUCUUCGGUUAGUGACCAUUAGUUCAGCCAAACUUCUUCCUGAAACCAAUGGAAUAGGGCACACCUUACUCAAGUUCAAGAGAAGAGAAAAAAAAUAUUGUAGAGAAGCAAAUUCCUUAAUUUACGGUUUUUCCCAAUUCUCCUCCCAAACAUGCUAAAUCCUAUCCUAGUUUAAUUGCUGCCUUACAGGUUAAUUGGAAUCCUAAGAACCAAAUGGCAUUUCAGCUGUUGCUGGGGACACAGUUUAGCUAACAAGGUGGAAAAGGGAGAGAGCGUCUGUUUACAUGUUAAAAUAUUAAAUAAAUCAUUAGCUAGGGCCCAUCGCCAUUUAAAGCUGCUUUUGUAAAUUGUGCUGAAAAGUUUGCCUUAAAAACUCUAUUUUUUUAUUCUAUAUUUUUUAUUCUAUUGAAGCUUCUUGUGGCUGAAGUUUUAGCCACAUUUGAGUAAGGUUCCCCUUUCUCAGAACUUCCCAUGACCCAUGUUAUUACUUUAUUGAUUUUUGUAAAGUUCAUGGGACAGGAUUUUUAAGGAAAGAAAACCAAUCCAUUAUUUGUCUGCCUCUGUGCUGACAGUAUAUAUGAACUCACACAACCUCUUAAAAACUGGUAGCAACAGAACCAGGAAAGUUCACAAACUAUGAGACCAGAGACGUAGAAAAUUCUUGUUCUAAUUAAAACAAAAAUCAGCCUUUCAUUUCCUUUUUACCAUUUACUAGGGAGCUUUUGUGACAAAAUAUGAAGAAAAGUGCCAUUUCAUUAAGCAUAGGCAUUAUCUCAUAACUUUGUCAUUGUCAUUAAUGGAUUUUUUUGCAUGUUUUAGUCCAGUUAAUGUAUUUCAAUUUGGUCUUGCUGUAUUUUAAAAACUUAAGCCUUUUUUCUGCCCUUCAUUAAUUUAAAGACUUGAUCAUUCGUUUUGUGACAAUGUUGUAAAUACAGAUGUAUGAAAUAAAAGAACAGAAAUAAGCUUGGACAGUAUUAUAAAUACUUUUAGGUACUUUUCAUGAUAAAAUUCAAGGUCAUCUAAAUCUGAGUAUGGCUGGGCCAGCCAGCCUUGUAGCGCCAUACUGGUCUUGGGGGUCAUGCUCGUCUCUUCGGUUCCUUUGGGAAAUUUUUUUUAAACUAGGGCCACUUUCUUGGCUCCACUGUACUGCCAUCAGACUUGACAAGCUGCAUGGGGAAAUGAAAUCCAGCCAUUGUUUCUUUUUAAAUAAAUAUUUGGUCUUGGCUUUGUUUCCUCCCCCACAAGCCCCACCCCCUCCAGUGAAGUAGUAUUAACCUGAGACAUUGCAAUAGAUAUGAAAUGAACUCUGUUGCCUGAUAAGAAUGCUAGAUUUUCUGGAUCAAAGGUUAAGAUGCAAAGUUUAAUUGGUUAUUUGUGACUAAUUUGCUGAGUUUCAGUCCUUAAAAGUAAUUUUUCGUCCAAAUGUUCAAGGUUGUAAUUUGAUUGCUCUCGGUUAUAGUUCAUUUCUUUGAAGUGAAUUCAUACUUUGAAGAUGUGAAAGUGUUCAUUAUGAAGAUUAGGGGAAAAAACCCAGCCUUAAACAUGUAACAUCUGACUGUAUUAGCACAGUAAUGAGAGCGAACGAAAAAAUCUAACUUCAAAAUCUGCAUUCCUUUCCCAUAUUUGGCCAAAUAAAUAAUUUCAUUCAUUUAUGGGAAGUUAAGAGAGAUUUGGAGAUUGGGAGUACAAACAAGAAUUCAACCUCUAGCUCCUAGUAAAAGUUCCUGAUUAAUGGAACACUUCUGUCUUUCGGUAAUAAGAAUAUCAAUGCAUUCUUGCUGGAUUUUACCUUCUUAACUUUUAAACAUUUUCCUAUCAAAUCUCUUUUCAAAGAGGAAUAUUACUCUGAAAAUGGGGGUCGUAAGAAAAGUCAGAUAAUAUGCAAAAAGAAGCUUUGAGCACCUGAAUUUCCAGAAGAGGGUGACACACGCACACUUAACUUUUAAGAUAGUUAGUUUGCUUUUUUAUCCAGUAAAGUCUAAUAUAACAAAAGGACAUGUGAGAUUUACUGCAUCUGCCUUGGAGUGAAAAGUGCCCCCAGAGGCAGGAGGAGUCUGUGCCUCUGUAGCUGGACCACAAGCCAUCAGAAUGAGAACCCUACUCGGGGCUCCCUGCAGUGGUAGCUUGGAGUUGAUGUGAUGUUCAGUCAAAAUGAAAAAAAGAGGAUUUUGUGGAUUCACUUUUUGAAACAUAAGUGAAACAAAUCUUGAUAUCAACCAGAUGGACUAUUACUUUGUAAGAUAACACCCAAGAUCUUUCUGUCAUCAUUGCUACUGUUGGUCCAUGUGUUUUUUAAAAAGCCUACCUAUAUACUCAAGCUAGAUUAAGUUGAAAAAAGUUUUAAAAUUUAGGAUAUUGUAGUAUGAUAGUCUACUGAGCAUGAAAUGACUUACCUUUAGGAAAAAACUGUUUUCUAGUGCUGAAAUUUGUAUCAUAGGACUUAAUGUGACCAAGAUAAUUUAUAGAAGUAUUUCCACUAAAACUCUUACUGCGUUGUGUACUCUUUUGGAAAUACGCUACUACAGAUAAUUAACCCAAUUGUUUCUGCCAACAAAAUAAAAUACAUAGUAUCCAUCUUCAACUUCAUAUUUUUUCCUUAGAAUUAGCUUGUUUAAAAUAAUGGCCUGCAUGUCUGCCCAGCUAGAAAACAAGUCAGUUCACCUAUGAAAGAUUCCUAGCAAUUGCUUUUAGAUGCAGAAUAUUGCCUCAGUUUUUAAUGGAGGCAAGGCGGGAAAGGAAAUUUGGGCCCCCAAAAAGCAGAUGGUCUCCCAAAAAUUCUCCUUUUGGAAAUUUUGAAGAUAUUAAGACUGAAUGCUCUCAAACUGAUCAGCCUCUCUCAGGCUGUCUCAUUCCUGCAGCUGACUGCAUUAGGGUCAUCCCAGAAAUCCCCAAGCCGCGGGAGCCCACCAGGACACAUCAUCUCAAAUUCACUGAGUUGCCACUGCUACAGUGACCAUUUGCCCUGCCAUAACCACACUGGGGCUCAUGCUGGAUUGGACCAGUCUAUAAAAGGAGCAGGGAGAGACACAGUCACAGUCACCGAGAAACAUUGCCAUAGAUCAAAAUUUUCCAAGUUCCUCCCUCUUUGAAGAGAUGGGAGUUGCAGUUUAAAGUACUACACAUACUGUUCAGUAUGAUUAAUGACAGACUCAAGGUUUGGAGUUUUGUUAAACUAUUUUUUUCUUUUUAGAAAUCAUUAUUAGGGAAAGUUCCUUAAGUUGGAGAGAGCAAAAAGACUGAAUGACAAAAUAACAAAAGUUCCAAUUUCAGCUGGAGAUGCUUUUUCCUCUUUAUGAUUUUUGUUAGUGAACAUUCAAGCAUCCGAGGAGAAAGUGAGGAAGGAUUGACUUCAAGAAUAAGGCAUCCAUGAAACAGACACCAAAGAGAUUUGAACCAUGUUUAAUUUUAGUCCCAUUUGUGCAUAUUUCAUUUACAUCUUGAAAUGAGGUAAUCCUCUAUUUUCACAAGAAAAAGCCGUUAGCAAAAUAUGAUUUUAUUUUGGAAAAACGUGAAGGAUAUUACUACAAAAAUAAUAUCUUAAUGACACAUUUAUCAUAAUGAUGAAUGUUUGCUUUUAAGGGGCAUUAGCAGCUGGACACUGUAGCAAUAUGUAGUUCAAAUGUUGGACCUCAGACACUGUGGUUAUGUAAUGAAAUCCUUUUUAAUAUUUUCUGUACAUUGUCAAUGCAACUUGCUUUACUGUACAGCUGUCAGUAAAUGUUUUUUUAGAAAUUUGCCAGAUUAUAUUUAUUGAAUAAAACUUUCCCAUUUAGCUAAAA